Molecule: messenger RNA, 10005 nt
Organism: Triticum urartu
Lineage: Eukaryota; Viridiplantae; Streptophyta; Magnoliopsida; Poales; Poaceae
Product: spatacsin carboxy-terminus protein
Cellular component (GO): cytoplasm
Source: RefSeq, a predicted model, not a curated record
ACACGAAGCCAAAGAAGCUGAGCGAGGGGGAGGGGCGACUGCCCGCACGGAGAGACACAGACGCUGACAGACAGCGAGAAAUUGGCGGCCACGACCACCGCCGGGUCACGCGGUGAGCUCCCUCGCCCGCCGCGUCUCCCUCGGGCGCGACCCCGCCCCCGCGGAGUCUCCCCCGUGGUCUACCACCGCGCCCUACCUCAGCGUCACCGCCGACGCCUCAAUCUCGCCCCUCCACGCCUCCCGCCUCGCACGCGGGCCGCCGCAGUCGCCUCCCCCGCUCUUCCUCGCCGGGGCAUCGCGCCCCUGCUGUCCCCGCCCCGCCCCGCCCCGCCCCGGUCUCUGGCCAUUUGGGGUUUGAGAGAUGUUGCUUGCUGCCACCAUUAGCAGGUGAACCGGUGCAGAAUAACAAUGCCCAUAUCUUAUGAGAUGGAGGGUGGGCCUACUGUACUGCAGUUAUAUAAGUGGAAAAGCUUGCAUCCCUGUCUUGAACUAUCAAAAUUCUGUGAAGCGUCCAUUUCUCCUACAAGGAGCCUGUUUGGACUGCUCUCGGAACAUGGCGAUCUUGUUCUGUCAACUGUCAAUGUCCAACCAUCACAAGUUGAAUCACCUAUGGCUCUCUCAGAUAGUAGCUUGCCAGUGUUUGAGUGUUUUUCUUCUAUUCCCAGGGUGAAGUCUUUAGCAUGGGGACACUGCUGUGAUGCUUCUAGUCAACUUGAGGUUCCGGCUUUCAGUGAAUUUCUUGUUUUAUCUAGUGAUGAUUCUAUCACAGUUCAUGCGUUUUGUCAUUCUGACAAAAGUGCAGUAACAGUCAAUUGUGAUACUAAAGAGCUGCAUGGGGAGUGGAAAGAAUGGUUUCCUACCAAGUGCUCAGUGCCGGAGGAUGGCGAGUCGGGUGCAAGGAACUGCUUUCGCUCUUUUCUGACUACAAUCAGUGCAGCUGUUUGCAAUGGAAAAUACCAAGCCAGAUUUCCUCUGAAGUCUUCAUUGCCUCAUUCUGCAGAGGUGGUAUCAUUUAGCAUAUAUGAUAUUACUAUGUCCUUUCUGAAAUUCUGGUUAAGCAGUUCUGCUAUGAAGACUAGGACGGAAACUGACAGUGGAUCUCCUGAAGAUCUUCCAAGUCAUGGACCUGUAGCUGAAGCAUCAUGCAGCUGCCAGUGGGAAUGUUUAAAAGUUUUGCCUAGCUCUUCCGGUUAUUUGACCGGUUUAGUGUUAACUCCUAAUGAAUCUGUAAAUUGCGAGGUCCAUCAACACAACGCCAAAAAUAUUUUGGUGGCUAUCCUUGAGCUAAACCAUUGGGGUAUACAGUGGAACUUUGUGGUAGACCUUCAGACUGCAUAUGAUGAUGUAGAACCUAAUCCACAGUGGGUCGAUUUCCAACUGUCAGAUAUAUUUCUUGCCUCCAUCAAUGCAGUGGGUUUUGUCGCCAUUUGGAAUGCGAAAACUGGUCACCCUAUCAGCUCGUUUAGUGUUCUUGAUUGGUGCAGAAUAGAUCUGGAGAUGCCUUUGCCCACUGUAACAAAUGUAGGAGAAAGCACCUGUGUUGAGAAUGUCAUUGGCAGAAUGUUCAAGAGGUUAGUUUUGGCACCACAUUCUCCACUUGUUGCUGCUGUAGAUGAGGCUGGGGUAGUCUAUGUGUUCUAUGCUGACGAUAUCUUAAAUUUCAAAGCCAAUGCUCAUGAAAAGUUUGACCAACCUUCUAUAAAUCAUUAUGGCAAUAAUUUUGCUGCCUGGGAAACUGCUGGUCAUGAGAUCGGGAGUCAAACAUUUUGCAGUCAUCAGCCAAUUAGACAAGGGUCACUUAAUCCAGACAAAAUGGUAUAUGAUUUUUCAGAUAGAUACAAUGCUGGUGUCGUCGGAGCUAGGAAAAGAAGAAAAUACUGUAAAUGUAAUGAAAAUCAAGUGGAUAGCUGGCCAAGUGGUUUCAGUACUACAUCACAAAUGAAAGAUGUGGUAACUUAUUCUUCCACAAUGGUGGGUUCUGCUCAUGUGCGAAGAGUAGUCCUUCCUCCAUGCAGAUCACAGGAGAAUGUAAUAAGCCUCUCACCAUUUGGACUGACAAGGAUCUUUAGAAGUUGCAAUGCAGAGGGACAUAAACAUGUUAAAAUUAUUCACACGGAGUUGCUUAUGGCUUCAUGUUCACUUGACGAGAGAGAUAUUGAUGCUGGUUUUCUGGACAGGAGCCUCCCAUAUCAGAAGGAUUUUUCUUUUGCUGGUGAAUCUGCUGUUUGCUCCUUUCAGGGAUAUUUGUAUUUGAUUUCGCAGGAUAACCUUUCUGUGGUCCUUCCAUCAGUGUCUGUAUCGUCUUUUUCAUCUCGUAUCGAUGCCACUCAAUUUUGGCAACCAGGUUUUUCUGGUGGUAGUGCAUGCAAUGCUCUGAAUUUGUUGUCAGUAAAUAGACUUCGAACAAGAUUGGAGGCCUGGCAAAUAGAGGUUUUGGAUAAAGCAUUGUUGUAUGAAGGACCUUCAUUAGCAGACAGGCUCUGCUGGGAGAAUGGAUGGGACAUGAAAAUCUCUAGGCUGCGCUGGGUGCAAUUGUCAUUGCAUUACACAAAUAUCAAUGAUCUGGAGCAAUCGUUGAAUAUGCUCGCGGAGGUUGAUCUUGCAGAAGAAGGUGUUUUGCAACUGCUAUUGGCAUCUGUUUAUCGGCUAUUAUGUAGCACAAGAAGUGAUCAUGAGGCUGCAGUGUCAUCCAAGUUAAUGGUUUUAGCAGUCCGCUUUGCAACGAGAACAAUCAAGGCUUAUGGGCUACUUAAGCAAAAGAAAGACAUGCCAGCCAAUUCAGUAAAGCUUCAUGAAAUGGCUUUCCUUUUGGGAGUAAUUAGAAGUAUCCAGGGCCGAAUCACUGCAAAGAACCAGAAUUCAGUCCGGAUGCAAGGAGAUGAUAAAAACUCACUGAAAAUAGGCAAAGAAGUACUACAAAAUGAUUCUCCAUCCCCAGUUGUUGUAGUGGAUGGUGUUUCACCAGAACUGUCAGCUGGUUUAGAUGCUCCUGACAGACAAGGAUCAACAUCUACUGCAUUUGAGUUUGUUCCUGGUAGUAACAGGCUGUUAGCAUUAACGCAAGUUGAAUCCUCCCUUACUACUUCUCAUGACAAUGACACUGAUCAAAGAACCACUCAAGUUGGAAGACUGGUUACUCAAGGAAAUAUCAAGGAUAUGAUGAACCGUUGGGAAAUGAAUAAGUUUGACUUGAAAACAAUAGUCGGUGAAGCACUACAAUCUGGUCGACUACCGUUGGCAGUUCUUCAGCUUCAACUGUUGCGCCAGAGGGAAUCAUGUUCUGGUGAUGAUUUUGAUGACGUUUUCUCCGAAGUUCAUGAAAUAGGAAGAUCCAUUGUUUAUGAUCUGUUAAUGAAGGGUGAAAGUGGACUGGCAGUAGCUACACUAGAAAGACUAGGAGAUGACAUAGAGUCGGACCUUAGACAACUUAUGCAAGGUACUGUCAGAAGGUCACUUAGGCUACAAAUAGCCGAGGAGAUGAAACAGCGCGGGUACAUGCGAUCAAAUGAGUGGAAGAUGUUGGAGACCUUAGCACUGAUUGAGCGUUUUUACCCAAGCAGCAGCUUCUGGGACACAUAUCUUGGCAGGGAGAACGUUAUUCAUGAUGCUGUAAAUAUUGUUACACUUCCAGGGGAAGAUAAACCAGUGCUUGCUCUCCAUAUUCGCAACCACCCUGCUAUUGAAUGUGGUGAUGUUGAUGGAGCUGUGCUUGGUUCUUGGGUGAACGUUAACGAUUACGCUGAUUUAAAGGAGUUCUCUCAAAGCAACCUUUCCGAUGGAUAUUGGGUGUGUGCUGCUGUGUGGUCUGAUGCUUGGGAUCAAAGAACUGUGGACCGCAUAAUACUGGACCAGCCUUGUCAUAUCUCUGCUCAAUCGGACCUCCCAUGGGAAUCUCAGUUUGAAUAUUUUGUUGCUCAUGAUGAUGUGGGGGAAGUCUGCAAACUCUUGGACAUGAUUCCUGACAGUGUACUUCUAGAAGGGAUACUUAGCAUUAAUGUGGACAAUUCACGAGCUGGUUACAGCAUUGUGUCUGACGUCAGUGUCCCUGAUUAUAAAAUGUAUAUAUGCGACUCAGAGGAGCUAGAGCCUGUUUGUAUGGAAGUACCACAUGUCAAAAUAUUCAGAUCCUUGUCUAAUCAUGAAUCAACAUCAUGGAUGAGAAUGCUAAUGCAGGAACAACUGGCAAAGAAACACAUCUUUAUGAAAGAGUACUGGCAAAGUACUACCGAAAUUAUACCUUUACUUGCUCGAGCUGGCAUACUUACUAAUACAGCCAAGAUAGGCCCCAAGAAAGAAGCUUCUAUGCCAUUAAUUGCUUCAGAGAUGCCAGAUGAUGAACGUCACCAGGCUUGUGAAAGAGCAUUGCAUAAACUAGUCAUCCGUUUUUGUGUGCAAUAUGACUCUCCAUACCUACUCGAUCUCUAUCUGGACAACUGCAAUUUGAUUCUCGGGGAGGACUCUAUUCCUUUGCUCAAAGAAGCCGCAGGUGAUUGCAAGUGGGCACAAUGGUUACUCUUCUCCAGAGUCAAAGGUUAUGAGUAUGAGGCAUCCUUUUCUAACGCCCGUUGGAAUCUGUCACAGAAAAUGGUUAAUCAUGGCAAUCUAACUGCAAUUGAGAUAGAUGAGAUAUUAUAUACUGUUGAUGAUAUGGCUGAACGGAUUGGGGAAAUGUCUGCACUAGCUACCUUAAUGUAUGCUUCACCACCAAUUCAAAAGUCCAUAUGCACUGGCAGUGUGAACAGAAAUCGUGGAUUGUCUUCUCAGUGCACAUUAGAGAACCUAGGUCAUUGUCUCCAGCAAUUUCCAACCCUAUGGAAGACACUUCGUUCCACCUGUUUUGGGCAAGAUGGGUAUGGCUGUCUAAAUUAUUCUCCAACUAAUGUUUCUGGAAAAUCCGCAAUGUCAGAUUACUUGUGCUGGCGCUAUAGCAUUUUUUCCUCUGCUGGAGGAGACACUUCAUUGUUGCAAAUGCUCCCGUGUUGGUUUCCAAAGUCUAUUAGAAGAUUAAUCCAACUAUUUGAACAGGGCCCUUUUGGGAUGCAACUGCUAUCGAGUGCACCGUCAUCUGAGGAGUUAUUUACUCAUGGUGUCACUGACUACAUAUACAAUACCACUGGAUAUAGUGAAACCAAUGCGUUGUCCUUAGAAGCAUCCAUUCAAAAAAGUGUUGAAGAAGAACUAUAUUCUUCCCUCGAGGAGAAAGACUUGAGGGUGGAGCAUCAUUUGCACCGUGGCCGAGCACUAGCAGCUUUCAGGCAUCUUCUUGGUAAAAGAGCUUCACAAUUAAAAUCAGCAAAUGCGCGCCAAGUGAUCUCCACACAGUCUGAUGUUCAAGCAGAUGUACAACUGAUCCUAGCCCCUUUAAGUCAAACUGAACGAUCAGUUCUUCUAUCGGUGGCUCCACUAGCUAUCACAAACUUCGAGGACUCCACACUGGUUGCUUCCUGCACAUUCCUGUUGGAACUAUGUGGCAUGUGUGCUAACAUGCUCCGCCUAGAUAUUGCUGCUCUUCAGCGCAUCUCUUCCUACUAUAACUUGGCUCAACAAAAUAAACAAAGUGAGCUAUCUUCACCAAGGAGCUCCGGGUUACAUGUGCUCUCCCAUGGGGCUGAUAUUGCUCCUGCUCUUGCUCGAGCAUUAGCUGAAGAUUAUGUCCAGUCUGAUCAUCUUCAGAUUUUAGAGCAGAAGCAAACCUCUAGGGGUCCCAAAAGGGAACAACCAUCACAGCCUCUUAUUGCUAUACUGGAGCACCUGGAACGAGCAAGUUUGCCAUUAUUAGACGAAGGUAGAACCUGUGGAUUUUGGCUCUUGAGUGGCAUUGGUGAUGCAUCUCUUUACCGGUCGCAGCAAAAUGAAGCCAGCCAACAUUGGAAUUUGGUUACAGAAUUCUGUCUGGCGCACCAUCUCCCAUUAAGUACAAAAUAUCUGGCUUUACUGGCCAAUGACAAUGAUUGGGUUGGUUUUCUAACAGAAGCCCAGAGAGCUGGUUUUCCAAUUGAAGUUGUUAUCGGAGUGGCUUCCAAAGAGAUAAAGGACUCAAGAUUGAGGACUCAUAUACUAACAGUUCUGAAAAACACGUUAUCAAAUAGAAGGAAAUCGUCUAGCAAUGUACCCUCAGGUAGUAGGGAUCCAUCUCUCUUGUCUGUUGAUGGCGACGACCCCAUGGAACUUUUCUGCAUACUUGCUGUUUGUGAAAGGCAAAAGAACCCCGGGGAGGCACUUCUGAAUAAAGCGAAACAAAUGCAGUGGUCUUUAUUGGCGUUGAUUGCUUCAUGCUUUCCAGAUGUAACUCUUCUCUCAUGCUUAAGCUUUUGGCUUGAGAUUACAGCUGCAAGGGAGUUGUCCUUAAUCAAGGUGGACGGUAUUUCCUCUAAAGUAGCUAAGAAUGUUGGAUCUGCUGUUGAGGUCACAAAUAAAUUGCCAAGCGUGAGUAGGAAUGUUGAAUAUCGUUACAACAGGAAGAAUCCAAAGCGGAGACGGUUCUUGGAGGCCUCUCCAGAUAGCUUCAAAUCAGGUUUUUCGCUGGACAUCGCAAGUGGGCCAAAUGGUACUGCAACUUCCAAUCCUUCCGAUAUUGAUGCUCAUCAGGAAAGAAGAAAGCCCACCUCUGAAGAGACUGAUAUUCCAGUUGAUAUUGAUGAGAGGCUUGCAUCUUUAUCAAGUAUAGUAGCAGUGCUGUGUGAACAACAGCUGUUCCUACCGUUACUUCGAUCCUUUGACUUGUUUCUGCCAUCCUGCUCCCUUCUCCCCUUCAUUCGUUCUCUUCAGGCAUUUUGUCAAAUGCGCUUGUCCGAGGCUUCUGCACAUUUGACAUCAUUUUCAGCAAGGAUAAAAGAUGAAGCCUCUCAAUCAAACUCAUUCAAAGAAGCAUCAUCAAUAACAGGAUGGGUAGUUGCUACAGCUGUAAAAGCCGCAGAUGCAGUACUCUCAACCUGUCCAUCACUUUAUGAGAAGAGGUGUUUGCUACAGCUCCUUGCAGCGGUUGAUUUUGCAGAUGGUGGUUCUUCGUCAGCUUACUUCGGCCGCAGUUAUUGGAAAAUCAAUCUGGCUGAACCGUCCUUAUGCAAAGAUGGUGAUAUCUACAAGUGGAACGAUUCCAUGGAUGAUGCUUCUCUCCUGGCAGCAUUAGAGAAGGAUGGACGAUGGGAGGACGCUCGUACUUGGGCAAGGCAACUGGAGUCGAGUGGCAUAGCUUGGGAAUCUACUUUUGAUCAUGUGACGGAAUCACAGGCAGAAGCUAUGGUUGCCGAAUGGAAGGAGUUUCUCUGGGAUAUUCCACAAGAACGUGCAGCUUUGUGGGGCCACUGUCAGUCGCUUUUCAUGAGAUAUUCUUUGCCACCUUUACAGGCUGGAUUAUUUUUCCUUAAGCAUGCUGAAGCAUUAGGGAAAGAGAUACCAGCACGAGAGCUUCAUGAAAUACUUCUGCUAUCUUUACAGUGGCUUACUGGAACUAUUACUAAAUCCUCUCCGGUAUAUCCUCUUCAUCUUCUCCGGGAAAUUGAGACUAGGGUUUGGCUCCUGGCAGUCGAGUCAGAGACUCACUCUAAGGCUGAUGGCGAAUCUUCUGUUGUUUCUCAGAGUCUAGCUAUUGGAAACAGUACCAGUAUUAUAGAACAGACUGCUGAUGUCAUCACAAAAAUAGACAGUAGUAUGAGUUUGCCAAGCAUGAAAGCUGCAGAAAGAAAUGGUAUGAGGGACAAUAACUUAUCAAACCAUCAACAUUUGCAUCUCUUUGAAUAUAACAGUGAAGCAACAACAACAACAAAUAAUGCAAGAGCAAAGCGAAGGGGCAAAACAAAUCUACCACUUAGACGAGGUGUCACUGAUAAUGUUGAAAGUAGCACCAAUGAUUCUGAUGAUAAUUCUAAAGUUUUCUUUCGUUCUAAGAUUGGAGAACAAGCAAGAAAUUUACUAUCUGAAGAGGAAUUUGCAAAGAUGGAAGCGUCUCUGUCUGGUUGGGAGCAACAUGUCAGGCCUGCAGAUAUGGAGAAGGCUGUGCUCUCCUUAUUAGAAUUUGGGCAAAUAACUGCAGCUAAGCAACUCCAACAAAAGUUAUCUCCAUCAUAUGUUCCUGAAGAACUUGUCCUUGUUGAUGUUGCGUUAAGAGUUGCAAAUGACGGUGGUGAUGGAGAGAUCAAUUUAUUAUCCUUCGACACAGAAGCCCUUUCAAUACUUCAAUCUCUCCAGAUUGCAAGUGGCAGCAAUAUGAUUGAUCCAUCACAGGCUAUGGAGAAAUUAGCCGUCAAAUGUGGCGAGGGGCGCGGACGGGCUCUUAUUAGGAGAAUAAUAGCGGUUGUGCAAACUGCAAAAAUACUGGGACUCCCAUUUUCUGAAGCAUUUGAGAAACAGCCAAUUGAACUUCUGCAGUUGCUUUCACUGAAAGCUCAGGAUUCUUUUGAUGAAGCUAAAUUUCUGGUGGAGACACACAUUAUGCCUGCAUCUAGCAUUGCAAGAAUUCUUGCUGAUUCCUUUCUGAAGGGGCUUUUAGCUGCACAUCGUGGAGGUUAUCUGGACUCCCAAAAAGAAGAAGGCCCUGCACCACUAUUGUGGAGAUCAAGUGACUUCUUGAAGUGGGCAAAACUAUGCCCAUCAGAACCAGAAAUUGGCCACGCUUUAAUGCGUUUGGUAAUGACUGGGCAUGAAGUACCGCAUGCUUGUGAGGUUGAACUCCUUAUACUGUCACAUCACUUCUACAUGUCAUCUUCUUGUCUUGAUGGUGUGGAUGUUCUCGUCACAUUUGCAGCCAACAGAGUGGAUUCAUAUGUUUCAGAGGGGGAUUUUUCUUGCUUAGCUCGCUUGAUAACUGGAGUGAGCAAUUUUCACUCCUUGAGCUUCAUCCUUUCCAUCCUUAUAGAAAAUGGCCAAUUGGAGUUGCUACUUCAAAAGUAUUCUUCCACUGACACAGCCACAGUGGCACCUGCAUCAGUUCGAGGGUUUAGGUUGGCUGUUAUUACUUCACUGAAACAUUUCAACCCAAAUGAUGAUGAGGCUCUGUCUCUGGUAUACAAGCACUUCGACAUGAAACAUGAGGCGGCUUCCCUCCUUGAGUCGCGUGCAGAGCAGUACAUGGAAAGCUGGUUAGAUCGGCAUGAUAAGGAACGACGGAAUGAUGAGCUCCUUAAGGCUAUGCAUAACCUUGUACAGACUGCUGAGAUUCUUUCAACAAUUGACGCUGGCCAAAGGACACAUCGUGCUUGCGCUCGUGCUUCUCUCCUAUCUCUUCAGAUCCGAAUACCUGAUCUUGUAUGGAUUGGUCUUACAGAAACCAACGCACGCCGGAUUUUUGUGGAUCAAUCUAGGUUCCAGGAGGCCCUCAUUGUUGCCGAAGCAUACAGCAUAAAUCAGCCAAUGGAAUGGGCCCCAGUCUUCUGGAACCAGAUGCUGAAACCUGACCUCAUCGAGCUAUUUGUGGCUGAAUUUGUACUAGUUCUGCCCCUGCACCCACCAAUGCUCGUGGAGCUUGCGAGAUUUUACCGGGCCGAGGUUGCAGCCAGGGGCGACCAGUCGCACUUCUCAGUCUGGCUUUCACCUGGAGGCUUGCCUGCUGAGUGGGGAAAGCAUCUCGGCAGAUCAUUCAGGAGUCUGCUGCGUCGAACAAGGGAUAUGAGGCUGAGGCUGCAGUUGGCAACUCUGGCAACUGGGUUCAGCGAUGUCCUUGAGGGCUGCAAUGCGGUUCUGGACAAGGUCCCUGAGAACGCUGGGCCGCUGAUACUGAGGAAGGGCCAUGGGGGUGCAUACCUCCCUCUCAUGUAAAUCAUCUCUUCUUUUUGUCUCCAAAAGGUGGAUAAAUCUUACAGGAGUGUAUAGCACAACGGCAAAUGUUUCAUGCUUUCUUUGGCCCAGUCGCCCGGCAACCAUUUUCCCUCUUCCUCUGAAUUCUGUGACGUGGAUGGGGCCACUGGGGCUUCCGGUUUGUAUAUAAAGCAUUUUGAGCCUAUAGGUUGGACACACCGCCAAUUGGAAGUCAAUUUUGCAGCCUAUUCGGCAGAGACGAUUUUCCUGGCA